This is a messenger RNA of Camellia sinensis, 642 nucleotides long. The record is from RefSeq and is a predicted model, not a curated record. NCBI's taxonomy places the organism in Eukaryota, Viridiplantae, Streptophyta, Magnoliopsida, Ericales, Theaceae.
AUGGCCGUUAUAUCCUUCAAACAUGGUCUGCGCCCGGAAAGUAAGCUGAGACAAUCACUUACCAAGCGCCCAGCCACAGCUUUGAAAGAUUUGCGUGCCAGGAUUGAGCAGUACGCUCGUCUCGAAGACGAUCAGAUCCCCAUCGAGGUAGCGUCAACAGAACAAACAACUCGGCAUAAGAAGAGAACAGAUCGAGGAAAACACCGAGGGAUUGCAGUAAAUAAGGUGGAUAAGUCCAAAUCCCAUGAAGCCGUUGUGACUGUAUUCAAAGAGCCAAUCUAUCAAAUUCUGGAAAAGAUCAAGAGAGAGCCGUUCUUUGUUUGCCCGCCGAAAAUGUUAGGAGAUCCAGCUCGGCGCAAUCAGAAGCUCAGAUGCACUUACCACCAAGACAGGGGGCAUAUGACUCAGAGCUGCAAGGCACUGAAGCAACACUUGGAAGACCUAGUGGCAGCUGGACACCUAAGGGAUUACAUUGAUCAGGAUAAGGAAAUGAACGAACCAGGGAACCCACCACCAGAAACAAACAUUGAGCAACCACCUCGGCUAAUAUUAAAUGUGAUCCACGGGAUAACGAUUCAGGAAUCUAAGGAGGCACUGAAGGAAGAGAUUGCUAAGGCUGCGCAAAUUCAGCGGGUCAUGUGA